Messenger RNA from Parasteatoda tepidariorum (common house spider), 4518 nucleotides. RefSeq names its product RNA helicase aquarius. The record is from RefSeq and is a predicted model, not a curated record. Gene Ontology annotation, biological process: mRNA splicing, via spliceosome. Gene Ontology annotation, molecular function: helicase activity; mRNA binding. Gene Ontology annotation, cellular component: catalytic step 2 spliceosome. NCBI's taxonomy places the organism in Eukaryota, Metazoa, Arthropoda, Arachnida, Araneae, Theridiidae.
GACUCAUAGCUGUAACUGCAAACAUUUUAACCGCACUCUCCGGUUUGCAUUGUUUUGUUUAUAUCGAGAUUUCUUGGUUUAUUAUUUCGCAAUUCUAUUUAUACCCAAAUUUUAAAUUGCAUUGAUAUUAUCAACUAUGUGAGUUAAGCUGUUGAACAGUAAGUUGCAAGAAUCAGCAAAAACAGAAAUAUAAACAAUCUCUUUCUGCAUGGAAACAUGAAUACUAUUAGAUAGUAAUAAUUUUACACUCAACUAACUCUCAAGAUGACUUCAUCAACGUCUAAAAAAGAAUCUCUGCCUACUGUUUCUCAGAUCAAAUCGGAUACGAUAACCCAGCUCGCAAAUAAGUAUUGGUCGAGUCACAUUUCCAAAGAAUGUCUUCAAUUCGAUCCUUCUAUUAUUAACGAUAUUUACAGCGAAGAAAUUCUCUCCUCAAAUUUCGCUAUUCGACGCAUUAUGCUUCUGGAAUUCAGUCAAUACCUUGAAAAUUAUUUAUGGCCAAAUUAUCAGGGAAACGUUACUCACGCUCACAUGAUGUCCAUAGUAAUCAUGGUGAAUGAAAAGUUUCGUGAGAGAGUACCUGCCUGGGAAGCAUUUAAAUCUAAACCUGAACAUUUCCCUAAGUUUUUUAAGCAAGUUUUACAUGGUAUUAUGGAUGAAAAAAUUUCCAAAAAGGAAAAGACUUGCUUGCUAGUUUUCCUGAUACAUUCUUUCAAUAGCUGUGAAGUCGAAUUGAUUAGAGAAAGUAUUAAAAAGAUUGUAUCACUGGCGAUCUGGAUUAAUAUUCUUCCAGAAAGGAGAAAUCAGGAAUUCAAAAAGAGUUCAUUUCUACUCAGGUACUGGAAUAAAAUUAAGAAGAAGGAUAAAAGUCUGAGUGAAGAAGAUUUAGAAAAUGUAAAUUUUGAAAGGAAAUUCAUAUUUAAUUUGAUAAAUAAUUUUUUUGACAUUUUAUAUGCUAUUCCUAACGUGGAAAAGAGUCCAGAAUUAGACAAAGAGUUGAUUGAAAGUGUUCAUUAUUGUGAAAGAUUCACUGAACUUUUAAUUGAUUUAGAGGCUCUACCUUUAACUAGACGAUUCUGUAAUGUCUUAAUUGACGACUGUCACGUUGUCGUUAAAUGUCAAUUGUCAAAUUUACCUAAACGUGUUGAAGGCCGACUUUUCUCUCAACUGUUAGAUAUUUUGAAAUUUUAUUCCCGGUUUGAAGUUAAUGAGUUCACUGGCGAACCUUUAACUGACAAUGAUAUGAUGCUUAUUCAUUACGCUUUAUUUAAAAGUGUUCAAAGUGCAGCUUUUAAAAAAAAGAUUCCUGAAUUAAAACAAUUUUAUUUGUCAAAUGUCAACAGCAUAGAUACUCGUGAAAAUCUUUCUAGAGUGUUUUUGUCAUUAGAAAAUUCAACACUACAUGAUAUGGCUGCAUUUGUUAAACUCUUGCCAGUUGUAACUGAUAAAGAAAAUUCUUAUGAUAAUCAGUUUUUAUUGGAGUUGUUAAUAUCUAAGCUAGAAAAAAGAGAUUCCCAAUUGGAAGCUUUGAAUCAAAUGCCCCUCUAUCCUACAGAAAAAAUUAUCUGGGAUGAAAAUGUGGUUCCUACAGAAUAUUUUUCUGGUGAGGGCUGUCUUGCUUUGCCAAAGUUGAAUUUACAAUUUCUUACCUUACAUGAUUAUCUUUUCAGAAAUUUCAACUUAUUUAGGCUGGAAUCUACGUAUGAGAUACGACAAGAUAUAGAAGAUGCAAUUAAGAGAUUAAGACCAUGGCAGACAGAAGUUGGUGAUGUUAUGUUUGGGGGCUGGGCUCGCAUGGCCCAACCUAUAACAAUAUUUUCAAUUGUUGAAGUCGGAAAACCCAAUAUUGGAGAAAAGCAACCAGCAUGUGUCAAAGCAGAUGUAACUGUAACUUUAAGUACCAGAUCACAAAUUAAGUCUGAAUGGGAAGCUUUGCGAAAACAUGACGUCUGCUUUUUAGUCACUGUUAAGCCAACAUGCUUACCUGGCACUGCUUACAAUCCUAAAGAACCGUUUCUUUCUCAAGUUGGUAUGGCUUAUAUUAGAGGCUGCGAAAUUGAAGGUAUGUUAAGUCCUACUGGAAAAGUUAUUGAAGAAGGCCCUGAACCUAAACCUGAGUUUGAAGGUGAUAAAAGAACUUUCCGAGUGUGGUUGGAUUGUAAUCAGUAUCGUUUGGACAUGCUGAAUGCUGUAGGUGGUAGGGAAGAUGUGUAUGAAACAUUUAAUAUCAUUAUUCGAAGGAAACCUAAAGAAAAUAAUUUCAAGGCUGUAUUGGAAACCAUUAGAAGUUUAAUGAAUACAGAUUGUGUUGUACCGGAUUGGUUGCAUGAUAUUAUUUUAGGACAUGGAGAUCCAGGAGCUGCUCAUUAUUCCAAAAUGGAAAAUCAAAUUAGCGAACUUGACUUUAAUGAUACUUUUCUUAGUAUAGAGCAUCUAAGGAAUAGCUUUCCUGAUACUGAUGUUCAGGUGAAUGUUGAUGAUCCUAAAAAAUUAGUACCACCAUUCAAAAUUCAAUUUUUCCCAAUCGAAGAAAAUUCCGCAGAAAAUGAAGUGCAAAAGCAAAAGGUUAUUGUAACUCCCCAUGUACUUCCUAAUUCUGGACCCUAUUUAUAUGCUCAUCCUAAAAAGAAUAUGGUUCAGUUUACUCCUACGCAAGUUGAGGCUAUUAAAUCUGGAAUGCAGCUUGGCCUUACUAUGGUAGUUGGACCUCCUGGUACCGGAAAAACUGAUGUUGCUGUUCAAAUAAUUUCUAACUUGUAUCACAACUUCCCAAAUCAGAGAACUCUUAUUGUCACUCAUUCUAAUCAAGCAUUGAAUCAGCUUUUCGAGAAAAUCAUGGCUUUGGACAUUGAUGAACGUCAUUUACUUCGUUUAGGUCAUGGUGAAGAAGCUUUAGAAACCGAGAAGGACUUCAGUCGAUACGGUCGAGUUAAUUACGUCUUAGCCAAACGCCUCGAACUUUUGGAUCAUGUACGAAAACUUCAAGAAAGUCUCGGUGUGGCAGGUGAUGUUUCUUAUACAUGUGAAACUGCUGGACAUUUUUUUAUGUAUCAUGUGUUAGCUAGAUGGGAAGAAUUUCUAAGUAAAGUGAAACCAGGAAGAGGUAAAAAAGUUGCUCUAAACUUAGUUGCAGAUUGUUUCCCCUUUUCCAAAUUUUUCGAGAAAGCUCCUCAGCCUCUAUUUAAGGGUAAAACGUAUGAAGAAGAUAUCGAAAUUGCAGAAGGCUGUUUCCGUUACAUAAAGAAGAUAUUUUCUCAGUUAGAGGAAUUUAGAGCUUUUGAGUUACUUCGCAGUGGUUUAGAUCGUUCUCAGUAUCUACUUGUUAAAGAGGCUAAAAUCAUAGCAAUGACAUGUACACAUGCAGCUUUAAAAAGAAAAGAAUUAGUAGAACUUGGAUUUACCUAUGAUAACAUCUUGAUGGAAGAAUCAGCUCAAAUUUUAGAAAUUGAAACUUUCAUUCCACUUUUAUUGCAGAAUCCUAAGGAUGGGUUCAAUAGACUUAAACGCUGGAUUAUGAUUGGUGAUCAUCAUCAAUUACCACCGGUUAUAAAAAACAUGGCUUUUCAAAAAUAUAGUAAUAUGGAGCAGUCGUUAUUUACGAGGUUUGUCAGAUUAGGAGUGCCAACUAUUGACUUGGAUGCUCAAGGCCGAUCCAGAUCUAGCAUGUGUGAACUUUAUAGGUGGAGAUAUAAGAAUUUAGGUAAUCUUCCACACGUCCUGAAUCUUCCAGAGUACAAAACAGCCAAUGCUGGAUUUUGGUUUGAUUAUCAGCUCAUCAAUGUGGAAGAUUUUAAUGGUGUUGGAGAAUCUGAACCUAACCCUUACUUUUAUCAGAAUUUAGCAGAAGCAGAAUAUGCUGUUGGUGUGUAUAUGUACAUGAGAAUUCUUGGUUAUCCAGCUGAGAGAAUCUCCAUUCUUACAACAUACAAUGGACAAAAACAUCUAAUUAGAGAUGUUGUCAAUAAACGAUGUGCUAACAAUCCCUUAUUUGGACGUCCACAUAAAGUGACAACUGUUGACAAAUAUCAGGGACAGCAAAAUGACUAUAUUCUCUUAUCUUUAGUUCGAACGAAUGCUGUUGGUCAUUUACGAGAUGUUAGAAGAUUAGUUGUAGCUAUGUCUCGUGCACGUCUUGGCUUAUAUGUGUUUGCUAGAGUAUCUUUGUUUCAAAAUUGUUAUGAAUUGUCACCUGCUUUUAAAAUACUGAUGAGGCGGCCUCAGCAACUUCACCUGUAUCCUCAUGAAGUAUAUCCAUGCAACAGAAAGUGGGAAGACAAACCAUCUGGAGAACCAUAUAUUAUUAAUGAUAUGCCCCAAAUGGCACAGUUUGUGUAUGACUUUUAUCAGCAGAAACUAGAACUGGUAAAACAACAUGUACAAGAAACACAAUUUGAUGAAUCACGAUCAUAAAUAGGAACAAUGUCAUUGUGUAUGUAAAUAAUUCAAUAAGUUUAAUCAUCAAAUCAUGUGUAUGAUGUUGAUCAUGUAUAUGGUAUUAAAAUUUAUUUUUAAAGUUCA